This is a messenger RNA of Ostreococcus lucimarinus CCE9901, 501 nucleotides long. RefSeq lists its product with no specific name. The transcript has a single exon. Bases 1 to 501 code for a protein of 166 amino acids. The record is from RefSeq and is a predicted model, not a curated record. Lineage: Eukaryota; Viridiplantae; Chlorophyta; Mamiellophyceae; Mamiellales; Bathycoccaceae.
AUGUCGCGCGCGGACGACGAGUGGGCGACGAGCGAGCGCACGUGGGCGUCGCUGUUCGGCGUGCUCGAGCGGAACGGGUACGCGAAGAAGAAAUUGUGGGCGCCGUUCGUGUACGACGGCGACGCGGGACGGCGGAUGCGAAGCGCGGGAUUCGAACGCGUGGUGCACAGACGGGCGGAUUUCUUUGAACGCGUGCGAGACGGCGUGUUCGUGCGGUCGCUGGAUGCGGUGGUGGAUAAUCCGCCGUACACGGGGAAAGGGAUGAAGGAACGGAUAUUGAAGGCGCUGCGAGACGCGGAGGUGCCGUUUUGUUUGUUGCUGCCGCUGGGAGUGUUGCACGCGGCGUUCGUGAGGGACAUUCUGGAGGAGACGCACGUGCAGGUGAUCGUGCCGAGGAAGUGUUACGUGUUCAAGAAGGGAGGGACGGAGGUGCCGUUUAAGUUUUUGUGCUGGUUGUGCUAUAAGAUGGAGCUGAAGCGCGACUUGUACUUCAUAGACUGA